Drosophila elegans is the source of this 2239-nucleotide messenger RNA. RefSeq names its product ubiquitin carboxyl-terminal hydrolase 30 homolog (gene Usp30). The coding region runs from base 176 to 1843 and encodes 555 amino acids. Gene Ontology annotation, cellular component: nucleus; cytosol. The record is from RefSeq and is a predicted model, not a curated record. The transcript has 4 exons. Lineage: Eukaryota; Metazoa; Arthropoda; Insecta; Diptera; Drosophilidae. Gene Ontology annotation, molecular function: cysteine-type endopeptidase activity; cysteine-type deubiquitinase activity. Gene Ontology annotation, biological process: protein deubiquitination.
UGAGAAACGAAUUACUUUACAACACACAAACAGACACAACAUUUUUCGGGCAAAAUUGACCAGUUUUUUCGUUUUGGCAACGGUGCUCUGUUUGUGGUUGUAGCGGGAUCAGGAGUUCCCGGACUCGCGGCCUCCAUGCUGUAGGUUUUUGGAACCGGAAAACCACUUGAAAUCAAUGGAGAGCGAAAAGAUUUUGAUGGCCGCCGGAGUUACGGUGGCCGCCGUUGUGGGAGCCUUUGUUUUUUGGGGUCCCUCGGGUUCCCGGUUGCGCCAACGACGCGGUCAAAUUGCCGGACUCCACAACUUCGGAAGAACUUGCUUCUUGAACACCCUGCUCCAGGCGAUGGCCGCCUGUCCCCAGUUCAUUGCCUGGCUGCAAUUAUACAAUAAUGCCUCACCGGAUCGAAGGAGUUUGAUCACCUCGAUGCUGAACACCCUGGAGGUGGUCAAUGGCACCCAUGCCACCUUGCGUGGGGAUCCCCACUCCCCGGGCGCGGUGCUGCGGGCCUUAAAUGCCUUGGGCUGGGUCAUUCCGCAGGAGGAGCACGAUGCCCACGAGCUGUUCCAUGUGCUAUUGUCCUCCCUCGAGGAGGAGACCAUACGCCCACAGCCCUUGGGCUGUCUAUCGGAUGCUCUGCCAUCGGACAACGAUGAGACGAGCAGCUUUGCCGGCACAGCCACUCCGAUUGGUGGCUUCCGGCCGAUUAGCUCCAUGGCAGCGGGUCUAGGAGCCAGCCAGAGGAUCGGCGAUCAACCGAACAGGCCGUCGAGUGCCAUGCUCACCGAUUUCCUGAACAUGGAGUACGAUGAGAGCACCAGUUUGCAGCGAUUGGUGCGUUCCGAGGCGCACACGCCGGAUUCACCGGCCUCCGUUUGCGAACGCGAGGGCAACGAUCGUCUGGGCUCCCUGCUCCUGGACGCUGUUUCACCCGGGACACCUUUUGGCUUUCCGCUGGCCAGUGAGUUGGAGUCGUUGGCCACGCCCACGUUGGGCGGGGAGCGUAUGUCGCGUCCGCGGCAACCACAAUCCCAGGAGGAGAACCUCAAUCGCCGCGUGUCCAGUUCGUGUCGUUCACUGGAGCGCCUGCAUCGCGGACCCGGACGUGUGUCCAUCUGGUCCAACAUGAUGCCCAGCCAGGUGGCGCAUCCGUUUCAGGGCGCCAUGGGUGCCCAGAUCGUGUGCAAUGGCUGCGGCUCCAAGUCGGCGGUGCGGUAUGACAAGUUCGAUAGCAUCACCCUCAAUCUGCCGCCGCAGCGCAGGACUGGCCUGAGUUUGGGCCAUUUGCUCAGCGAUUAUAUCACAUCGGAGGAUCUGAGCGAUGUCAAGUGCGAUUCCUGCAACGAGACGACCACGCACACCAAAUCGGUUACGUUCGCCAAACUGCCAGCCUGCCUGUGCAUCCAUGUGGCGAGGACGGUGUGGCUGCCAACUGGGCAGGUCUGCAAGCGACAGGACUACGUACACUUCCCCGAGAGCCUCUCCAUGGCGCCAUAUAGCUUCGUCCAGCCGCAUCUCAACAGCCAGGCUGGCACUCCCUGGGGCUCGACGAUGUCGCUCUACUCCACCAGCCUGCCGAUGAACAAUGGCGUGGGCGGCGGCGAGGGAUUCGGCACGAUGUUCCCCAAGAAUUUGUAUCGCCUGCUGGCCGUGGUGGUUCAUUCGGGCGAGGCGAACAGCGGACAUUUUGUGACCUACAGGCGUGGUUCGCUGCGGAAUGCACAUCGAUGGUUCUACACAUCCGAUACGAUUGUGCGGGAGGUGAGCAUCGACGAGGUGUUGAGCGUCCCCGCCUAUCUGCUAUUCUACGAUCGCGGCCAGCAAAGGCAGCUUAACCUACGCUAGUCUGGACAGGAUCAUCGGGAUCAUCCUAGUCAACACUUGAUGUGAUGCAAAUCCAAAUCUAAAUCCUUAUUGUCGAAACGGUGGCCAUAGCAAACACGCGUCACAUUUAUAUAGAUAUAUAACUUAUUUAUGUACGGAACCCACGAUCUGAUCUAUACUCGACGGGGUUAUGUAAUGGUCUCUGCAUAUUUGCAUACUGCAUAUUGCAAGACCCUCACGUCAGAGAAAACUCGACUCUUCAUUUGUUAUAUCGAUGCAUUUAAGAUUUUUUAAGAAUUCCAAAUUCAUACCGUGCUUUUAGCUGUCUGUAUUUAGCAAUAUACAUACAUAAACUACCAAUAAUUGUUUGCGCGUUAUUUCUGUAGGAUAGAUGUUCAAUAAAAAUUUGCAAAAACA